Messenger RNA from Pelodiscus sinensis (Chinese soft-shelled turtle), 4567 nucleotides. NCBI's taxonomy places the organism in Eukaryota, Metazoa, Chordata, Testudines, Trionychidae. The record is from RefSeq and is a predicted model, not a curated record.
UUUUGUGUGAAAAUGUUUGAAAAUUUUUCAUCAAAAAAUUUCAAUCCCUUUGGGCUGAAUGAAAACCAAUAAGAAGGGCUUGAUACUUUCCAAAAUACUGCCAACUUUUCAAAAAUUUUAAACUAGAUCUGUAUCUCUUUCCUUGCAUAUUCUAUAUAUUUCUAUGAAAAUAUCCAUUGACAAUAAGCAUUGUAGAACCUCACAAACUCACACCCUUAAUCAACAAGUUUGGGUGUGUUCAUUAAAAACCCACUAGACUUUCUGUUUAACGACCCGUUGCUGUAAUGAACUCUUUUACUUUUUCUCUGGCAGGAUGGAGAAGAAGAAAAUUCUGAUGAAAUCCAAAGUCGCUGCGUCAAAUCUUCUGAGCGCACUGCAUUCACUCUAUCAGUUUGGCCACUUCUGUGAUGUGACUGUCCAUACCGAGCAUCUAGGGAUCCAGGAGGAGUUUCUGGUUCACAAGGCUGUCUUGGCUGCUUCCAGCAAUUAUUUUAAGGGGCUUUUUCUUCACGAUGAGAUGUUGGACGCUAAGAAUUGUACCGUAACUCUACAGGACAUAUACACAGAAGAAUUCACUUCCUUUCUAGAAUUCAUCUACACUGCAGAAGUAGAGAUUGAUGCAGAAAAGUUGCAUCGGAUGAAGGAGGUAGCUGAGAGACUUGAGUGCAAAGAUUUGUUGGACAUUUGUGAAGAAAUGAAGGCAGAGGGUGGAAAAGGGUUAGAUUUGAGUGUCUAUUUGAAAGGUCAGAUACAUGAAAAUGGUGGGUCCCAGUGGGCUCAUGUCCAGCAAGCAGAAGACAAUGAAAUGAAUGAUUCUGCCCAAAUUUCGCUAACAUCCAUGAAAAGGAAAUUUUGGGACAGCCAGAAAUGCAGAAAAUUGCCACCCAGCUACGAGAAUGUUGAUGGUCAGCCUGCAAAUUGCAAUAAAGAUAGGACAGAAUUUCUGGAGUCGAAAGCUGAGAUGGCAAAAUCAGACAAAGGUAACAAAAUAGAGACCGGUGAAAUGACUGACAUGGAUACAGUCAGCCCAGAGGAAAACAAGACAAGCCAUUGUGUCCUAAAUCGGUCAGACUCAAAGCAAACCUGCAUAGUGAUUAAAAACAUGCUUCCCAGCCUGGAGGAGGAUGAAAACAGUUUAAUUUCUGAGCUACCCAGUAAAACUGAAUGCAGGAAAUCCCCUCGCAAUGUAUCAAAAGUCCUGCCCCAAUUGUACACCUGUGAGAAGUGCAACCAGCCCUUCCAUUUCGUCAAACACUACCAGUCGCACAUGGCGCUGGAACACGACAUCCGUAUUGUCCUCAAGUAUAGCUGCAAUCUGUGUGACCAGCUCUUCUCGAACCGCCAGAACCUCCGGCAGCACCGCCUGACGGUUCACAACGACCAACGGCGCUUUCCGUGCGUGUUCUGUGAGAAGAAGUUCAAGCGCCGGAAGGAUAUCAAUGACCACAUCCGGCGGGUGCAUGAAAAGAAGAGGAACCCCCAGGCGUGUCCGUACUGCCACAAGGUGAUCAGCUCCAAAUGCGGCCUGAGAGUUCACAUUCGAACCCACACUGGAGAGAAGCCCUAUAGAUGUGAACGUUGCCCCGCCAGCUUUGCUCAGAGAUCUGCUUACAAUACCCAUGUAAGAAAAAUACAUGAAUCUGGGCAAGACAGGAAGCUUUUGCCAGUCUACUGGAUGGUAGUUCCACCUGCUGAGAGAGCAGAUGUAACCUUUUGUGAAUCAGAUAUUAGCAAAGAAACAUGGGAUGCGGCCUCAGAUGGAUUGCAAAAAGGUGCUAAGCGCAAAAAAACCAUGGACAAUGAAGAAGAACCAGGGAGUUCAUCAGAUGCACAAGUGGAUUGCAGCAAUGCAAGAGAAGAAAGGAAGCCACCAUAUGAUGAAACUGAAGCUAACAAAGAAGACGAAAAUGAAGGUGAUGAGGAUGAAGAAGAAACAAAUGUGAAAGGAGAAGGGGAGGGAGAUUACAAUGUGGUUUAUUCUGAAGUAGAUGAUGGUAAAGAUAACGAGAAUGUUUGUACAGAUGAUGACGAUGACUCGUCUAAUGAUAAAGACGCUGAAGAAAAUGAAUCGGAUGAAGACUUUAAAAUAAAGAAGGUAAAUAAAACCAGAGUCACUAAGAAGUCUGCCUAUGUUAUUACAUGCGAUAAAUGUGAUGAGCAGUUUGUGUCCCGGAAAAAAUAUGUGGAUCACUGCAAAGAUGUCCACCAGUCCUUGCCUGGGAAAGUCUAUCGAUGUGAUAUCUGCAGCAAGUCGUUCGCUAGCUACAACAGCUGGAAAGAGCACAGAGCAUGUGUGCAUACGGAAGAAAGGCAGUUUGCCUGCACCCUCUGCAAUGCUACAUUUAAAAGAAAGAGAGACGUAAGGACACAUUACAUUCGGAAACAUGAAGGGAGAGUGAAGCGCCCGCUGUGUUCAGUCUGUGGGAAGAUCUUGAGCUCGCGAACUGCCCUGGUGUUUCACAUGCGGACGCACACAGGGGAAAAGCCCUACGAAUGUAGCGUUUGUCAUUCGAAAUUUGCACAGCCAUCACAGCUUAAGAUCCACACCAGGUCGCAUACGGGCGAAAAGCCAUACAUUUGUGAGGACUGCGGGGCGUGCUUUGCUGACAAAGGCAAACUAAAUGGUCACAAGAGGACACAUACAGGAGAGCGUCUCUUUAAAUGUGAUGUGUGUGGAAAACAUUUUGCCACCAAUGAAUACUUGAAGUGCCAUAAGCGAUGCCACAUGGGAGCUAAGCCCUAUAAAUGCGAUGUUUGUGGGAAAACGUUUGGACUGAGGGCCUCGUUAGCCCAACACAGUAAUGUCCAUGCAGAGACUCGCCCAUAUUUCUGCGAACAGUGUGGAAAAACAUUUACUCAGCAAGGAGCUCUCAGGCGUCACCAGCGUAUUCACACCGGUGAAAAACCAUACAAGUGCCGGGCUUGUGAGAGAACCUUCACAGACAUGUCCACCUUACGGAGACACGUCUUGAUCCAUGACCGGAAUGCUCACUGGAGAAGUUUCUUGAUCGAUCUUACUACGAAAAAAGACCAUAAUUGGUCCAAAAUAGAAACUUUAUCAGAUGUCUGCAUGGGUGAGGACUCAGUACCUGAAAUUUGGUCAGUUGACCAAGGUAAACUUUAUAAACCAGACAACAUUGGUGUGAAAAAAGCAGAACAGAGACCAUCUAGUGCUAACAUGCGGGACACUGAUCAUUCCCUUAUAUACUUAUAACUCUUAUUGCUCUAGCCAGAAAAUUAUAAAAUCUCUCAACAGACUAUGAACUAAAACCUUUCAAAUCUGUGUUCAAUAUAACGGCUUCAGUUUUACUCUAUGAGAUACUCUUACCUUUUUAUAACUGAUAGGCGAUGUUACAUUGCAGUCUUUUAUCUUGUUAUGGUAAACUAUUUAUGCCAAUUAGGUUGUGUACAGAGUUGUGUUUUUUUGUUUUUUUUAUCUUGACUAUAUCACACAGUAAAAUACCCAUUUAAUUAAGUAGAUAUGUUUCUGUAUGUAUCUGUAUAUACAUAUACACGUGUGUUCUUUUACAUCAUCUUUAUUAGAGAUAUUAUGUUUAGAAAAAGCCACAUAAACAAUAAUCUGUGCCGCAUCUAAUUUAUUUGUACAUAUUUGAUUGUAAAAUAUUUUAACUCUCUUAAUCAAUACAAAAUGUUAAAACAUUUGCUGUAGAAAUUUAUAAGCCAACUAGAACAUAGUUGUUCUAUGCAGUUUUCCAUCUUUUGCCAUUUCAUUUGACUUGAUACUGUGAUAUUUGGUUUUAACGCCUAAUUAUAAUUUUUUUGUAUACUAUAAAAUGAACUUCAAAUUUAUUUCUCAAAGUGAUGGGAAACUUCUUAGUCCAUAUGCAUAAUAAACAAUAAUGAGCUGUGACUUAUGGGCUCCAUUUUAUAAUUCAGAGGUCUGACUGCACAACCCUAGAUUAAAAGCAAUAAUCUUUUGCAGGGGAUUUCGUUUUAUUGGCCUUCUGAGAGUUUUCAGCAUUUCGAUCUCUAAUGGCUUUCAUUAGAAUUGUAGAUUCUAAACAUACCAUUCUUUUAUGAUUCAAAAAAGCUGCCUAUUGUUGAGAUUUUAAAUGCAACGAAGUCAGGACAUCUAGAGUUUUGUUUCUGAAACCAGUAGUAAAACACAGAACCACUGCACACCUUUAGUAUUUUGCAUUACUGAAAUAGUCUUAAUUGCAUGUCUCAGAACAUGGUGUGUUAAGUGUGGGGGGGGGGGAUUGAAGGUUGGGCUGAAAGCAGUACUUUGAAUUGCCAGAUUAUGGGCCCGAUUAAUAAUUGUUGUGAUGCCAAAGACAAUGGAAUUUCAUUAGGGAUUAAAUUGGUCAGAUUAACAAUCCAGAAAAUGAGGAACACACAAUUCGUGUGGAAAUCCUGGUUUUAUAGACUUAGCAUCCGAUAGGAACUCUAGUUGGUGCAGGGAUAGAAUACAGAGUGACAAAACUGCCUACAUCAGUGGUUCCCAACUGGUGGUCCGCAGACCCCCUGGUGGUCCGUGAUGGUACUGCAGGGGGUCCAUGGAAAGUUUAAAAGUAAGGAUCGGGCCCACCUUUUUUCUCUUUUUCCU